Molecule: messenger RNA, 4937 nt
Organism: Paramecium pentaurelia
Lineage: Eukaryota; Ciliophora; Oligohymenophorea; Peniculida; Parameciidae
Source: the annotation of a GenBank genome assembly
AUGCAUACUCUUAGAACAAGCCUACUAUUAUGUAUGUUAAUUUAUAUUAAUUAUGCAGGGUAUGUUAGUAUCUAAUCUUAGAUCUGAAGCACUUAGCUUAUUGAAUCAAAUGCAACCAAAAUUCAAGGAGGAAUCUGAUCUAAGAACAGAAGACUUAAUAUAUAAGAAAGCCACUGAAUAAUUAAAAUAAUAAAAGCCUUAUUUUGAGAAUAAUGAAGAAGAUAUUAAGAGUGAAGUUUCAUUUAGAGAAUUUUAUAAAAAUGUAAGAUCAGGUAAAGUUGAAGAUGAAGAAAUAAAUAUAGUAGAACCAGAACAUAAAGAAAUUGAGAUUUAAUCAUAUUUAUAAGAAUUAAGUGAUGGAUUAGAACCAUAAAAUGAAAAUAUUAAAGAAACUGAACUUUAGACUGAUCCUGAAAAAUUAGGAAAAUUUAAAAAGUAUUUUAUAAAAGAUGAUGAAACUAAACAAUAGAUUAAAAUAGAAACUAAUAUAGAAACUAAUUAAUAAAUUGAAAAGAAAAUGACAUUAAGAGAAAAAUUAGAAAUGAAAAAGAAAUAAGUAUAAUAACAAUCAAUUGUAGCUGCAAUCUAAAUUAAAUAAGAAACAAAUAAUCAAGAAUAAAUUAAUGAUUAGAAUAUUGGUAAAACUACAUUAAUCAAAAAAAUUGAAGAAUUCAAAAAAUUGAAAUAAUCAAAUGAAAUAUAAGAAACUUAAUAAGAAAAAGAAGAAAAUCAAUAAGAAUCAAACAUAAAAACAGUACCUGAGAAUCCUUUAAGAAAACUCUUAAAUAAAAAAGCAGAAGAAAGAAAAGAAUAAUAACUUAAAUAAUAAGUUGAAUAAGAUAAAUUAUAAAUAUAGACACAAGAAGUUGAAAUAGAAUUACAAUAAGUAGAUGUUGAAGAUAUACACUAAAAUCAAAAUAUAAAUUAAUAGUAAAAUAUAGACAAUGAAUUAAAUUAAAAUUAAUCUUCUUAAUUUAAUGAUAAUUCUAUUAAUUUAUAAGAAUAAGAUAAUGAGGAUAAUAGAAAUUCAGAUGAAAAUACUAAUGAUGAAAGUGUUUAAUAAUAAUAAAAUGAAUCUGAAAUAGAUUCAAAUAUUUAUCCUUAAAUUUAGUAAGAUAAAUCAUUGAUUGAUAAUGAAUCUUAAAGUCUUUAAUAAGAUUCAGAAGAUAAUACUAUUUAAGAUUAGGAUCUAAAUUAAUAAUAAAUACUUAAAGAAGAGUAAAUUAAUUCUACUGAGGAUUAAUCAUAGUCUAGUAUUACCAAUCAAAAUUAUGAAUAAGAGAUAGAUAAUAUUAAUAAUGAUUAAAUGAAUUAAGAAAUUCAAUAAGAAUUUUAAGUAUCGGACCCAUAACAACUUGAAGUAGAAUAAGUUUUGAAUGAAUAAUAGUAAUAAGGUAAUAAGGUUUAAGAUUUAUAAUAAUAAGUAGAUAAUUAAACUUAAGAUGAAUAAUAAUAAUAAGAUAAUAAAGUUUAAGAUGAAUAAUAAUUAUAAGAUAAUUAAGGUUAAGAUGAAUAAUAAUAAAUUGAUUAAUAAACAUAAGAUUAAUAGUUAGAAUUAGAUAUUUAAGCUCAAAAUUUUGAUAAUUAAACAUAAGAUAAAUAAUAAGAUUUUGAUAAUUAAACCUAUGAUUAAUAAUAAGAUUUUGAUAAUUCAGUGUAAAAUGAAUAAAAAGAAGUUGAUAAUUAAACAUAAGAUGAAUAAUAAGUAUUUGAAGAUUAAACUCAAGAUUAAUAAUAAAAAUUUGAUGAUAAAACUCAAGAUUAAGAAUUUGAUGAUUAAAUUCAAAAUAAAUAAUUUUAAGUAGAUAAUCAAAUAUAAGACUAAAUAGAAUAAUAAAAAGAAGAAUAAGAAUAAUAAUAAUAAUAAUAAUAAUAAUAAUAAUAAUAAUAAUAAUAAUAAUAAUAAUAAUAAUAAUAAUAAUAAGAAUAAGUAGAUGAUUAAGCAGAUAAUGAAUAAUAAGAAUUAAAUAAUUAAACUUAAAAUGAAUAAAUAGAUGAAUAAAAUGGUGAUAAUUAAAAUGAAUAAAUAAUUAUUGACCAAUAAAAAUAAGAAAAUGAAUAAGAAGUAACAAUCAAUUAAUUAGAGAAUAAUGAAAUUGAAAAUGAGUAGAAAGUGGAAAAUAAAUUAUCAGAAGGUUUUGUGAUGGAAAAUAAUGUAGAAAAUUCAGAUUAUCUUGAAGAUGUGUAAGAAGCUGAAAAAUUAAAAAAGAAGAGAUAAGUUGAAGAUAUGAUUGAAGAAGAAGAAAAAAUAAAAUAAGAAUUAGAAUAAAAAGAAUUAGAAGAUGAGAAAAAACUUAAUGAAUUAUAAGAAGAAGAGAAACUGUUGAUUAAUCAAAAAGAAUAAGAAUAAUAAGAAAUUGAAGAAGUUUAAAAAUAAAUUGAUUAAGAUUAAAAUUAAUUAUAAGAUUUUGAAUAAGGAUAGAAUGAAUAAUAAGAAUUUUAAGAUGAAAAAUUAAAAUAAGAAGAUACUUUAGAAGUAUAACCUAUGUAAGAAGCAUUACAAGAAGAUUUAAAUGUUUAAACAGAUGAUAUACCCUUAUAAAAUCAAAUUGAUUAAUAAUAAAAUGAAAGCUAAGUAGAAUAGACUGUUAAAAAAGAAGAAAAAAUUGAACCAUUAGAAAUUAAACCAGCUGAUGGUAGUAUUUAAUUACAAGAUGAAACACUAGAAAAUGGGUUUAAUAUUGAUGAAUAUCAAAGAUUACAACAUAAAAAUGAAGAAAAAUCUGAAUAGAAAGCUUCUAAUUAUUCAUAAAGUAGUGAAUUAUAUCAUAAAAAUGAUUACAUAACUUAAAUUAUAAAUGAUUAAUAAGAAUAAGUGAUUCAAUAAUCAGUACCAAUAUUAUCAAUUGAUGAAUAAAGUGAUUUAAACCAUCAAGAUAUUUAAUAAUAACCAUAGAUCUAAAUAACUUAAGAAAUUUCAUCAGAUAAUUUAUUAAAUACUACAGAUGAAGAGUUAAAUACAUUAAACAACUAAGUAAAAGAUUAGGAAGCAUUUAAUGAUUAGAAUAAUAUCUAAAAAGAUAAUGAAAUAAUAGAAGAAAAGAAUUCUAAGCCAGAUUAAUUAGAAUAUACUGAAUAAAAAGAUUAAUCUAUGUAUUUAGAUAAUCAAAUAGAAAAUUCAAAUGAAAUUGAUAAUCAUUUAGAUAAUGAAUUAGAUUAAUAAUUAAAUCAAUAAAAGAUUUAAAAUUAGGAAGAUGAUACUCCUUUAUUAAUUCCUGUAGAUUAAGUAGAAAAUUAAAAUACAACUUAUUAAAUUGAUCUAAAAGUUGAUAAUGAAGUUGUUUAAUCUGAUAUUUCUAAUUAAUUAGAUAUAAAUAAUGAUGAUUAAUAAUAAAUAGAUUAAAUGAAUAAUGAAUUGCAAUUAAAAUCUGAAGAAAUAGUUUAAAAACAUAAUCAAGAUAAAUCAAAUAUUCUUACAGGCAAUAAACUUCAUUCAAUUUCAUAAUUAUAAUAAGACAUGAAAACUGAUGAUACAAUUAAAAUAUAAUCAAAGAAUUUAUUAGAUAAAAAAUAAGAAUAAUCAAUUUAACAGAAUAAAUUAAUCCAUUAAAAGAGAAAAUAAAAUAGUUUUUUGGAAGUAGAAGAAAAUGAGAUAGAUUUAGAUGAAAAAUAGUUUAAAAUAUUUAUGUCUUAAAAGAAAUAACAAUAAUAAUAGGAUUAAGAGAAAAAAAGAAGAAAAUUAAAAGCUAAGUAAGAAAAAUAAAGAAAGUUAGAAGAAGAAUAAUUUUAGUAGAAAUUAAUAUAAUAAAAAUAAUAAUAAGAAAUUUUAAAAUAAUAAUAAUAAUUGAUUGAAUUACAAAAUUAAUAAUUAUUAAAUAAAUAAAAAUAUAAGAUGGCUACUAAAUAAUAAAAUAAUUAAGUUAUUUUAGAUAGUAAACCUAUAAAAGGAGAUAAUUUUAUUCAUUUACAAAAAUAAUAAUCAUAAAUCUAAAUAUUAAAUUAAUAAAUUGAUACGGAAUUUUCAUUUUAAUAGAUUCUAUCAAAAGUUGAAAAGGAAGAGAGAUAAGGAUAAAAAUAAUUAAGAAGUAAUAAUAAACAUGUCAAAAAUACUGAUUUAAAUUUCUUUUAAUUAACAGAAAGUAAAUAUUUUAAUAAUAAUAAUUAGAAUAAUAAUAAAAUAAGAUUUCAUUAUAAUCUUAAGAUUUAUUUGAAGCUAUUAAAUAAGAGAUUAAAGAAUGUGAUUUAAAUAAUUACACUAUUAAUUUGUGUUAAUUAUGUUAAAGUGAUGUUGUAUAUGAAAUAAAUGAUGAUAAUUGGUAUCUAAUAGGAAUAGCAUAUGGAUUAAAGUAUAAAAAUUAAUUAAUUAUUAAAGGAGGCAUUUUUAAAAUCUUUUGAACACUGUACAAUAUCAUUUCAAAAACUCUAAGAUAUAUACAUCAUUUAAUAAAGAAUAAUAAGUUUGUCUCACAUUUGGAGAUUAAUUUGAAAUUGAAAAUUUAGAAGAAAUUCUUAGCUAUUAUAAUAAUCAAACAUUCCCUAAGAAUUCUUAAUUUUUAAGGAUUCCUUAAAAAGUAAUUUAAAUUAUUAAUAUUUUAACUAGAUUAGAGCUAAUUUUGCUUAAAUGAAAGUUGAUUUGAACUAACAUAAAUUUAUGAAUUUUAGUUUGAAUGCAGCAAUCAAAAAUUAAGAAAACUAUAAUGGAUUUACUGUAGUAGAAUAAUAUAUUAAGAUUUCAAAUGAUUUUGAUUACUCUUAAUAUGGUAGUAUCUUAUAUCCUGGAUAAUCUAUUCCAUAUAAAUUGAAUGUAUAAUCUAAUGGAAUAGAAAAUAUGUAAUUGGAUUUGAAUCCAUAAAUAUAUGAAAAAGUCUUAGAAAACUUUUUGGCAAAGAAUUAUUUGCAAUAGAUUUAAGUUACAUAUAGAGACAACUUAAACAGUAAUUUUUUAGUGGUAGAUAAUGAAGAAAUCAUAGAAAUUGAGAUUACAAUAUAAAAAUGAA